ACUUUCGCAUCUAAUAUGGAUACCGAAGAGGAGGAAAAUUCGGUUAAGGGAAAAUUAAUGCAGGAUUACAAAGAAGAGAACGAGAAACCGGAAGAGAAUGGCAAAUCAAAAGAACGACUGAAACGUGCCUUAAAGCAAAUUGAAAUUCCACCGUCAAAGUUAGUUAAUCGAAAUGAAUCGAACGAGACGGUCGCCCUCGCGCGACCAAUCAGUAGAAUAUCGAUCGACGUCUUUCGAGGCGUCAAAAUGGCAUCCGUAGAUGACCUGCUAUUAUUCGAAGAUCGGACUAGCAUUAGGUUUUCGACUCAAGUGAAACGGUAUAGAGCUGACUUUCGCAAGUGCUGCCUAUCUUCGUCGAUUGUAAUACUGCUUUUGUGCAUAGUCGUCGUAGCCGUCGUAUUGAUUUUCCUCCUAAAUAAACCGACAGAUGAACAAACGCCGAGUUUCGUGCAAACAAAAUUAGGAGAGAUCAGAGGAAAGCGCGUUAAGUCACCACAGGGUGAUGAGGUUAUAGAGUACCUCGGCGUUCCGUUCGCAGAACCUCCGUUAGGCGAAUUACGAUAUAACGACCCGCGACCUUUAAGAAAGCUGAAGUCGGAUCCGUAUGAGGCUUUCGACGUUAAAUACGCAUGCAUUCAGUUUUUGGACACGACUACUUUUCCAAAUUUCCCUCCCAUGGAUAUGUGGAAUGCUCAAAACCCUUUGAAUGAAGACUGUCUUUAUUUAAAUAUUUGGGUUCCUGGCAAGAAAAGGAAGAAAAAAUUAACUGUUAUGGUCUGGAUUUAUGGAGGGGGGUUUUACGGCGGGGCAAAUUCUCUUUGGAUCUAUGAUGGCAGAGCGUUAACAGCCUACGGCGACGUAAUUGUCGUGUCCUUCAAUUAUCGAGUGGGUAGUUUUGGCUAUCUCAGUACGGGUGAUGGUAGAGUGUUGGGAAAUUUUGGUAUGAAAGAUCAAGUCCUUGCAUUAAAUUGGAUACAAGAAAACAUAGCAGACUUUGGUGGUGAUCCUGACGAUGUAACUCUGUUUGGAGAGAGUUCAGGAGCUACAAGCGCUGGCUUACAUAUGAUGUCACCUAUGAGUGGUCACCUAUUUAAACGUGCCAUCUUUGAAAGUGGAUCUCCUGAUAUUCAUUGGGGCUUCAUGUCGAAAAAGCAAGCACGUGAACGAUCUAAAAAAUUCUUUAAGGCUGUUAAUUGCCCGGAUGAUGAUCAAAUUUUAACUUGUCUAAGGAGAUUACCAGCCAAUUUCAUUCAAAAUAACGAAUGGGUUGACUCUAACUUUCUGGUCUUUCCUUGGGCACCGUCUGUGGAUGGAACUUUUUUAACAGACACGCCCCAUAAUUUAUUAAAGAAUAAGAACUAUACAAAGAAAGACUGCUUAUUGGGUGCCAACAAAGAUGAAGGAACUUUCUGGAUUCUCGCAUUAAAACAUUUCAGCAAGGACACCGAAAGUUUACAUACAAAUGAAACUUUUUAUGAAACUAUUGACUUAAUAGACCAUGACUUGACGGACGAGUGGAGGACGAAGAUCAAGCAAAUGUAUAUGCCCAAAGAUCAAACAGAUGGCGCUGCCCUUCGCGACAAUUUGGAUAAAGUUUGCGGAGACCGAAGUUUUACAUGUCCAACGUUCGAUGUAGCAAACGUUUUUGCUCAAGAGUUUAAUGAGCACUCCGUAUAUUUCUACUAUCUUACUUAUCGGGCGUCAAAUGAGCAAUGGCCACCUUGGAUGGGCGUCAUACAUGGAGCAGAGAUACAAUGGAUAUUCGGAAUGCCAUUGAACUCUUCGAGAAACUACACAAAGGAGGAAGUAAAAUUCUCCAAAAUAGUAAUGGAUUAUUGGGUUAACUUCGCAAAAACGGGAAAUCCCAAUAGUCCAAAUCUUCCAGAAUGGCCAAAGUAUAAUAAAGUCGAAGGAAAGAAAACAUACUUGGAAAUGAGGUCACCUGAAGAUUUUAUCGUUGGCGAUGGUUUACGAGAAAGUUUUUGUAAAUUGUGGGCAUCCAUUCAUUUGGAACUUCAAACUUCCAUUUAG
Messenger RNA from Dimorphilus gyrociliatus, 2031 nucleotides. The record is from the annotation of a GenBank genome assembly. Lineage: Eukaryota; Metazoa; Annelida; Polychaeta; Dinophilidae.